CGCGCACGGCGCAAGGGCACGCGCACGCAGGAGUGAGUUUUUCCUGGGCUGCUGUGGAGCUAACUGUGGAGCUAACUGUGAGAGAGAAUGAGAAUGAGAAUGUGGCCUUUUCAAGUGAGAAUUAUUGAACAUUAAUAAUAUCGUGUAUAUGAGUUUACUGGGAUUUCCUGCUCCGACCAUGAGUUUAUUUCUUGGCCAGUCCUCUUUCUGCAGUUGAUGAUUCUCCAGCUGGUUUGGAGAUGACGGACAGCGUCAGGGCGUUCCUCCGCAACGUUGCGACGGGGAUGAAGGAUUCCAUUGUGGGGAUUGCAACGAUCACGAAGCUCGACGCUCGCAUCCAGCAGAAACGGGAAGAGCAGCGGCGGCGCCGUGCAAGCGGCCCACUGGCACUGAGACGGGCGCAGAGUCAGGACCGGAAACAUGAGAACGAGCCCAAAUUAGCAAGUCGCAUUUUCCAGUGCUGUGCUUGGAACGGAGGAGUGUUUUGGUUAAGUCUGUUUCUGUUCUACCGAGUGUUUAUACCACUGCUCCAGACUCUCACUGCAAAAAUUAUUGGUGAUCCGUCGCUGCACGGAAACGUGUGGUCCUGGUUGGAGUUCAUCCUGACGUCGGUGUUCAGUGCACUCUGGGUUCUCCCUCUGUUUGUGCUCAGCAAGAUCGUCAAUGCCAUUUGGUUCCAGGAUAUUGCUGAUCUGGCUUUUGAAGUAUCUGGACGCAAAGCUCAGCCUUUCCCAAGUGUGAGCAAGAUUAUAGCUGACAUGCUCUUCAACCUCCUCCUCCAGGCCCUCUUCCUCAUUCAGGGAAUGAUUGUGAGUUUGUUCCCCAUCGAUGCGAUCGGUCAGAUGGUCAGCCUCCUGCACAUGUCUCUGCUCUACUCACUCUACUGCUUUGAAUAUCGCUGGUUUAACCACGGGAUCGAGAUGCACCAGAGGCUGUCGAACAUCGAGAGGAACUGGCCGUAUUACUUUGGCUUCGGUUUGCCCAUGGCCCUGCUGACUGCACUGCCAUCUUCAUAUAUCAUCAGUGGCUGUCUCUUCUCCAUCCUCUUCCCGCUCUUCAUCAUCAGCGCCAACGAGGCCAAGACCCCUGUGAAGCUUUACCAUUUCCAGCUGCGUCUCUUCUCCCUGGUGGUCCUGAUCAGUAACAAGCUCUUCCACAAGACGGUUCAUCUGCAGACGUCUCUGACCUCCUCGAGCUCCACAGAGAAACUCGUGUCUCCUCACACGUCCCCGAUCCGCCACAAAGCUCCGCCCUCUCAGUGACCUCAGGCACUCUGUAGAUAGGAGUUUGAUUUGUGUUCUUUGUGUUUUAAAUGCUUUGUAUUGUUCUUGCGGAAGAUUGAUCAGACUUUUGUUGUAACUGUGAAUGAUGAGCUCGUGGGAUCGGACAGAGCUGUGCCUCCACAGUGGCGUACUGUUGGAUUGUUUUUUUUUUUUGUACCUGUUGUGUGCCAUUUGGGUGAUUUUUAUAGAAACGACAGCACAAAAACAUUUUAUUUUAACCGAGUCGCCUCGGUCACCGUCCUCCCUGCUCUUUUUACUGAAAAAAAAAGUCCCUUUAAUCCACAAAAUUGUCACCUUCGUGCUUGCAAUCUUGUUUACUGUUAUCUCUCAACCUGUCACUCAUACUUUAAUAAUAACGCUUUAAGAAGCUGAUCUUGUGUUAUAUUAUGAUGAACUAAACAAGCUGCUCUUUUCUAUCUGAUUGGACCUGUUUAGUAUAAAUGAAGAGGUGGAUGUGGAACUGCAAUCCAAUUGGUCAGUGAUCAGUUUGAAAAUGACGCUUUACGCUGCUGCUGUUGACACAUCUGGAACUGACAUUAAUGCCAUGUACAAGUCGAACCUCCACUACAGUCACCAUCCCACUUGUGAUAUUCAUAUAGACUUCGCUUAGGAAUCUCAACAGGUUACUAAUGUUUUACUGAAGCACAUGGCGAGGCCCCGUCUCACCGUCAGCGAAUCCACUCGGGGGGAGAUGUGUGGUGGACGACGACUUCUUUUAUUUUUACUUUGUUUUUUGAAACAGUGUCAUUUAAUGUAAGAAGUGAGUAGUGUUACAGAUGCAAAUGGGUAUUUGUGAGGUUUUUUUUUUGUAAAAAGUAUUAAACCUAAUUUCAAUAAAUUUGGUCUGGAUGUGGAAGCUUAAAGGUUUAAUAGAUUUUUUUUUUUUAUAUAUAUAUAAAUCAUGUUAUUCCCACCCCCCCAGCAGGAGUGCACAAACUUUUUUGCAACCGGGAAUCCCUUGCAAUGUUAAAUAAAACUGUUGAUCAGCUGAUCAGAGCACAGAUGUUAUCCUACUAGUGAAAUGGUGACUGUAUCAGUGUUCUCAUUCAACCCGUUUGUCAGUUGAUCUGUUAUUUCAGCUGAUCAUUAAACACGGAUUAAACCA
Messenger RNA from Neoarius graeffei (lesser salmon catfish), 2388 nucleotides. It is a transcript of the gene ei24, whose product is annotated as EI24 autophagy associated transmembrane protein. The transcript has 11 exons. The record is from RefSeq and is a predicted model, not a curated record. Lineage: Eukaryota; Metazoa; Chordata; Actinopteri; Siluriformes; Ariidae. Gene Ontology annotation, biological process: macroautophagy. Gene Ontology annotation, cellular component: endoplasmic reticulum. Bases 240 to 1262 code for a protein of 340 amino acids.